AUGGGGUCUUCAUUAUUUUCUUCAACUGCCAUAUGGGCGGUCCUCUUUCUAGCCCUACUUCAAGUAGUCCUCGGCUCACCACUUAUACCAAAGCGAGCCAAAGGACCUUGGAUGGGUUUAAACACUGACUUCCCGGACCCGAGCUUCAUGAAGGCCGCCGAUGGAAAGUGGUAUGCCUUUGGAACGAAUGGCAAUGGCAAGCGUGUUCAAGUCGCGGUUUCGGAUGACUUUUCCAAGUGGACUCUUCUCGAUAUUGAAGCUCUGCCAACCCUGGCAGGCUGGGAGACGGAGAAAGAUCACUGGGCACCGGAUGUAGUGCUACGAGAGGACGGGAAAUACGUCAUGUAUUAUUCUGGAGAAUCAAAGAGCGAUGCUCCCCAUCACUGUAUCGGGACAGCUGUCGCAGACAAGCCCACAGGACCAUACGUCCCCAACGAGACCCCACUGUCUUGCAGACUAGACCGAGGAGGCUCCAUCGACUCAGCCGGCUUCUGGGACAAGGACGGCAGCAGAUACGUCGUUUUCAAGGUCGACGGCAACAGCGUCGGACACGGAGGUGACUGCAACAACGGCGUCGCUCCUCUAGUAUCCACCCCAAUCUUGCUGCAAAAGGUCGAAGCAGACGGCGUCACCCCAAUCGGAGACGCAGUUCAGAUUCUCGACCGCAACACCAACGACGGCGAUGGACCCCUCGUGGAAGCGCCGAGCUUGGUGCUGCACGAUGGAGUUUACUUCUUGUUCUACUCGACCCACUGCUUUACGGAUCCCAAGUAUGAUGUUCGGUACGCUACUGCGACCAGCAUCACGGGGCCUUAUCAUAAGUCGAAUGUCGAGUUGAUCAAGGGCGGGGAUUAUGGUGGUCUUAUUUCUCCUGGUGGUGCGACGGUGUGUGGAUGUGGAGAUCGCAUGCUGUUCCAUGCCUGGUGUGAUAGCUCGUUGAAGAAGCGGUGCAUGUGGGUGGCGGAUCUUCAUUUGAGCGGGACGACUGCCACUAUUGUUUAG
Molecule: messenger RNA, 1002 nt
Organism: Penicillium cataractarum
Lineage: Eukaryota; Fungi; Ascomycota; Eurotiomycetes; Eurotiales; Aspergillaceae
Product: glycoside hydrolase family 43 protein
Exons: 2
Coding region: 1-1002 (333 amino acids)
Biological process (GO): carbohydrate metabolic process
Molecular function (GO): hydrolase activity, hydrolyzing O-glycosyl compounds
Source: RefSeq, a predicted model, not a curated record